CCCGUAGCGGGUGUGGUUGAGAGGUAAAAAAGGAAGAAGAUUGAAUCGGCAAAAACGAACAACUUCCUCCAGGCAAGAGAAGGUGAGCUCUGACCUAGAGUCAAGACUCUAAGGAUUAACUCCAAAAUUAUUCACCAAAACAACACUGAGCAGAGCACCUCGAAUUAUAUUCCAACAUCCAAGAGCCUCGGUGGACCAGUACUAAAGUGACCCUAAACUUAUUAUGUUAAGUAUACGGAAAUCUAAUGGGAAAUUGAAGUAGAAUUGAGAUGAAAUUGAUGAAACUUGAAAAGAGAUCGAUACAAUUGGAGACACUUCGAGUAGUCUCCCGCACUCCCAAGACCGAAGUCCCCAAACUAAUUCCUGCCUGCCCAUCUCUUCACCACUCUCACUUAUUUAUUCUAUUUCUAAUGGGCCAGCCCACUAUUACAUUUUAUUAAAAUACUCAGUAUUAUUUCCAUUAUAUCUCACUCCAUAAACCCAUAAGUCCUGGUCCCUAUCAUCACUCCCCCCUUUGACAAUCACCUUGUCCUCAAGGUGGGGAGUAAGAGCAGCCAUGCCAUCCAGCUUCAUCCUCGUGCCCCUUCCUUCCCAGUACCUCACCGAUUUCAGUGCCUUUAGCUCCGGUACUUGAACCUUUGUCAUCCAUUCCUCCUGGCAUUUGCUGAAACUUUUCCAAAAAUCUUCUAAAUUAGAUAGUUGUCUCCAUUGAACCAAAAUUUAUUUAUUUCUUUGUAAUGCAAAAGAUUUGACUCCUCCUGCAUGCUCUUGAUCCUUUUCAAUGACAUAAUACCCUUCCAUGCAUCCAGCAUAUCUGUACCCAAAUCCACUAUAUUCUGCAUCGCCGUUCAUACCUACUUUGCUGUAAAGCCACUGAGUUCCAGUAGCAGGGUAGUACAUGGAUAUUAUUCUGCCAUCGAUCCCGUGAACCACUUUCAACUCCCAAUCCUCACCUUUUGGUACAUCCAGAUCAUUACCUGAGUGCAGAACCAAACUAAUAAUAGAUAGUUGGCUGGGAAUCAAUUGCACAUAGUCGGGAGGAACAUAAUAUGGCAAUUGUACAACAUGUCUUUUCUCUGCCUCACAUUUCAGCUCAGACUUGUAACUAUAUUCAUCCCCUAUGCACAUGUAAUGAGUGUCAUGGCUAACAGAGAAUGAGGUUAUGUUUUGCCCCCACUUCAAUAUAACAAACAAGUGUUUGUUUUCCCGACUCCAAACCUGAAUUUCAUUUUCAGAAGUGACAUGCCGGACUCUACCCAAAAACGAGUUGAAGAAUUCCAGUGAACCUCGAGAUACAUCCAGAACUGUGCGUCCAAUAGAACCAGGUAAGGCAGCAACCAAAGUCCUCAUGGGAAGUACCCGAACCUCCAUAGCACAAGAUUCCAACACCCUGACCAGUGGCUGAACUUCAUGAGCAUAACUGCCAGGCCCCUCAAGUAGUUUCUGUUUAUGACAUGAUUGACAUCCACCUAUCUGUUCAGCCUUACCAAUCUCAGGCAUAGCUGAAAUGUCAGAGUUUUUAAAAACAAUUGGUCUACCAGUUUCUUCUGUUAAAAUUUCACCCAAGAAGUACCAGAAUUUCUUAGAGUAGUGAAAGGCACCCUCCUUGUUCACUUUCACACUAAUGGCAAAAUUCCUACUAGCACAAAAACUGUCAACAGUAAUCUCCUUCCCCUUUUCUUCCCUCAUAGGCUUGACAUCUGAAUUAGUGACCUUCACCUCAGAUAAGAUAUCACAGGCAGCAAAAUGUUUAUAGGAAGCAAAGUGUUUAUAGGAUGUGUUGACUUCUUCAUGAGGAUUGAUGUGGACCGAACUGAGAGAUGCUUUCUCUGAAGGAGUGUUCAGCAUCUCAACAGGUUGUAGAGGAAUUGAAGAAUCCGGAUGCUCCUGCUCAUGAGUUAUCUGUGACAUUGCAAUUAAGUGAUCUUGCAUUACUCCUUCGAUCAGAGGUUGUGUUAACUGAUAUCCUGAGACAUUUUUACUUCUCCAUGGUGGCCAAACUACAUCACUGCCAUCCUUGUGUAUACCAGCUUCGUCAAAGUUUACUCUGAAAGUCAGUGCCCUGUCCCUUACUGCCUCAAGUACCUCACCAGAGGCAGAAUUUGUUUUUAUGCCCUGAACCUCAACAUUAUCAUCCCCUUUAAUAUGCUCAUCAGAAAAUAAGGAGCUGUAAGAAACUUCAACUGCUUUUGACAGUUCACCUGUUGAUCUAGGAUUGACAGUCACUCCAAACAGUCUCAUAUUUAACACUCUCGGAACCUCAGUGUCUGGCUGUAGCCUAAGAUUUUGACCAUAUGAAGCAUUUGGGUUAUUACCAUAUUGAGAAGUUACCGGCUGAACUCUACACUCAACCAAGUUGAAGAGUCCCAUAGAACAUCGAGAACAAUGAGAAUCUGAGCAUCCAAGAGGAACAGGGACUGCAUUUGCGCCAACUUCAAGUCCAGCUACCACUGACGAUUUCUCCUCACUGAUAUCGCUCUCAGUGAACUUCACUGCUUUUUCUCCUAAUUGCGAAGCACUCUCAUCAUCAGAGGAAGGUUGCCGCCCACUCACAGACUCCUGUCGGACGGAUGAAACCUGCUCACAGGGAAAAGUGUUUUGUCACAAUACCUGCGAACAGGGAGAUUCGUCUCUCGAUUGAGUAGCACUGACAGCAGAUGAAGAAACAUGCGAACUGAGAUAGCCUUCUGUGAAUUUCGAACUGGGAUAAACUGAUGGCGACAGCGACGGAGCAAGUUGCGGAGCUUGCGAACUGUGAAAGACAUUGGAAUAUGCUGUAUAAUAUGCUUUAGAAUAUUCUUCUAUCUUUAGAAUAUGCUUUAGAAUAUUUUAGGAAUAUACUCUAAGAUAUUAUUAUUGUAUAGCAUCUUAUAGGAAUAUUCUAUCUUUGUAAUGUAUAUAUAUAGGGACUUAUCCCUCCAAUGAAAUACACAGAAAAUUCUUCCAUUCUCAUUACUAUUAUAUGCUUAAUUCUGAUAACAUGGUAUCAGAGCCUCCAUUUUAGUUUAGUUCCUUUUCUUUUAGAUUUUAGCUUAGUUUUUCAUACUGGGUUCUUCCUCAAAGAAACCUGAGUUCAGUUCAGAUUCUUCAGAACCUCUAGGCACCAUUCUGUCUCCCAGGACAGAUUUAUUUUAGCUCUCUAUUCAGAAUCUCUGCCAGGUCCGACCAUCUACCCGGCGAAUUUCCGACUCCGACAAUUACUCAUUCAGUCUGUGGACAUACGCACACUAUUUCAUGUGGCUGAUUAUUCGUUGGGGUCUGGCAUCUGACUUAUGUCUGGAGUAGCAGUCAAAGCCCAAGCAGAUUGUAUCUUUUGUUCUCAAGCCCAAAACGGGCUGCUGUAAGUUCUCAUUAAAUUAAAUAUCUCAAUUUUAAACUUUAUUACGGUCUCAAAAAAAAAAAAAUGCCUGGUUCUGACACUGACACCUCCGCAGUAACACGAAGUCAGCCUUUGAUAGUUUCUGAAGUUAUUCCCAUUAAUUUUAAAAUUACUGAGAAUAAACUUUGUGGCUCCAAUUAUCUUGAAUGGAGUAAAACUAUCAAACGUUAUUUAAGGAGCAUUGAUAAAUAUACCCACUUACUUGAUGACCCGCCAAAGGAGGAGGUUGAUAGAGCUGCUAAUACUGCCUGGCUUCGUGACGAUUCUAGAUUAUUUAUCCAGAUUCAAAACUCAAUGGAGAAUGAGGUAAUGGGGUACGUUAGUCAUUGCGAUACUGUGAAAGAAUUGUUUGAUUAUUUGGAAUUUAUGUAUUCUGGAAAAGGUAAUCUUAACCACAUCUAUGAGGUGUGCAAAGCCUUUUACAGAGCAGAAAUGAAAGAUAAGCCUCUCACGGCUUAUUUUAUGGAUUUCAAGAAAACCUAUGAAGAGCUGAAUACAUUAAUGCCAUUUAGUCCUGAUAUCAAAGUGCAGCAGAAACAAAGAGAACAAAUGGCAGUGAUGAGUUUUUUGGCUGGUCUAACAUCUGAAUUUGAAACAGCCAAAUCACAUAUCUUAUCUAGUGAUGAGGUCUCUUCUCUUCAAGAGUCUUUCACUAGAGUGCUUCGCACCGAUACUUCAUCCACACCAUUAGCACCUCAGUCAAGCAAUGCAUUUGUAGGGCAAGUUCCGACAUUCACCAGAGGAGGUGAGAAAUAUCCAUGUACUGGUCCAUCUGGCAAAGGCAUAGUAUGCAACUAUUGUAAAAAGCCUGGACACUUGAUCAAAGAUUGUAGAAAAUUAAAAUUCAAAAAUCAAGGAAAUCAGGUUGCUCACAUUGCUUCCGUUACACAGUCUUCUGAUGGAUCAAUAAGUAUGUCUUCUGAGGAAUACGCCAAAUUUCUUUGCUACCAAGAGACUCUAAAGCAUUCAUCUACUCCUAUCUCAGCUGUCGCUAAUUCAGGUAAUCCAAACACAUGUCUUGUGUCUUCAUCCUCAAAAUGGGUUAUCGAUUCAGGGGCAACAGAUCAUAUGACAGGAUCUGGUGACGAAUCGGGUUAUUGGUAAAGGAUAUGAGUCGGCUGGUCUCUAUCUCUUGGAUACAUCCUUACCCAAAUCCAUCUCUUGUCUUGGAGUUGGAACUGUGUUAGAGGCUCAUUAUCGACUAGGCCAUCCCUCUCUCCCGUUGUUAAAGAAACUUCAUCCUCAAUUUAAUAAGGUGUCAUCUUUACAGUGUGAUUCAUGUCAAUUUGCAAAACAUCCUCGAACUAGUUUAAGUCCCCGAGUCAAUAAACGAGCACAUGCUCCUUUUGAACUUGUUCAUUCUGAUGUUUGGGGCGCUUGCCCUGUUGUGUCCAAAACUGGUGUUAAGUAUUUUGUUACCUUUGUUGAUGAUUAUUCUCGUAUGACUUGGAUAUAUUUCAUGAAACGUCGUUCUGAGUUAUUUUCUCAUUUCUGUGCCUUUUGUGCUGAAAUUAAAACUCAAUUUAAUGUACCUGUUCGUAUUUUAAGGGGAGACAAUGCUCAAGAAUAUUUGUCUUCCUCAUUUAAGUCGUAUAUGGCUCAACAUGGCAUCAUUCAUCAAACUUCAUGUGUAGACACACCUCCACAAAAUGGAGUUGCUGAACGAAAGAACAGACAUCUAUUAGAAACUGCGCGGGCUCUUCUAUUCCAAAUGAAUGUGCCUAAACAGUUUUGGGCAGAUGCUGUGUCUACCGCAUGUUUUUUGAUCAAUAGAAUGCCAUCUACUGUUUUGGAUGGUAAAACUCCAUAUCAGUGCCUAUUUCCAAAUAAUGAAAAUUUUCCUAUCCCUCCUAAAAUAUUUGGUUGCACUUGUUUUGUACGAGAUGUUAAUCCCCAUUUAACAAAGUUAGAUCCCAAGUCAUUAAAGUGCAUUUUCUUAGGCUACUCUCGAGUUCAAAAGGGUUACAGAUGUUUUUGUCCAAGUACGGGUCAAUAUCUUGUUUCAAUUGAUGUCUCCUUUUAUGAAAAUACACCGUUUUCAUCAACAGAGACAAAUAUUUGUAGGGAGAAUGAUGAUAUACUCAUUUACACAGUCACUAUACCCGAGUCCACUGCUUCAGCCGUUGUUCCACAUGUUACUUUUCCUGAGCCUAGGCCCCCGGUACACUUGGUCUACACCCGUCGAAACAAAGUACAAGAUCACCCUCCACCUGUGGUUACUUAUCCUAAUACUGAUCCGGUCUCGAUCUCAUGUCCUGAACCAAUACUUGCAUCUCCAGAUCCUGCCUCUACAUCAGAUCUUGACCUCCCUAUCGCACUACGUAAAGGUACACGGUCUUGUACUCAUCCUAUUUCUUCAUUUGUGUCGUAUAAUCAGUUAUCAUCUACCUCAUGUUCUUUUAUUGCUUCCAUUAAUUCUAUUUCUGUUCCCAAAUCUGUUAAAGACGCUUUGUCUCAUCCUGAAUGGCGUCAUGCCAUGGUAGAGGAAAUGAAUGCUUUGGAUCUUAAUGGUACUUGGGAUUUGGUAGACUUGCCUACAGGGAAGAAAUCUAUUGGAUGUAAGUGGGUCUUUGCUGUAAAGGUUAACCCUGACGGAUUCGUUGCUCGUUUAAAAGCCCGAUUAGUAGCGAAGGGUUAUGCUCAAACCUAUGGUGUUGAUUAUUCUGACACUUUUUCUCCUGUUGCUAAAUUAACAUCUGUCAGGUUACUUAUUUCUCUCGCUGCAACUAAUGGUUGGCACUUACAUCAGUUGGACAUUAAAAAUGUAUUCUUGCACGGUGAUCUUCAAGAGGAAGUUUAUAUUGAGCAACCUCCAGGGUUUGUUGCUCAGGGGGAGUAUGGAAAAGUGUGUCGACUUCGCAAGUCUCUUUAUGGUUUGAAACAGAGUCCCCGUGCAUGGUUCGGGAAAUUCAGUCAAUCAAUUGAACGAUUUGGAAUGAUAAAGGGCAAAUCAGAUCACUCUGUAUUUUACAGACGAACAAAAGCAGGUAUCACAUUGCUUGUGGUGUAUGUCGAUGAUAUUGUGAUUACAGGGAGUGAUAAUGCAGGUAUUUUGGCUCUUAAGAAUUUUCUUCAUAGUCAAUUCCAGACGAAAGAUUUGGGCUCAUUGAAAUACUUCUUGGGGAUUGAGGUUUUACGAAGCAAGAAAGGCAUAUUUCUAUCUCAACGUAAAUAUGUGCUUGACUUGCUAACUGAAACAGGGAAACUGGGGGCAAAACCGAGCAAUACUCCCAUGAUUCCCAAUGUGCAGCUCACUCAUGAAGGCGUACCAUUCGAAGAUCCAGAAAGAUAUAGAAGGUUGGUUGGAAAGCUUAAUUAUCUCGCAGUUACCCGUCCAGAUAUUGCAUACUCAGUGAGUGUAGUAAGUCAAUAUAUGUCAUUUCCGACAGUUGAUCAUUGGAAUGCUGUAGAGCAUAUAUUAUGUUACUUGAAGGGGACACCAGGACGAGGUAUUGUUUAUCAAAAUCAUAAUCACAUGCGCAUAGAAUGCUUUGCAGAUGCUGAUUGAGCUGGAUCUAAAGAUGAUAGAAGAUCCACAUCUGGCUAUUGCGUCUUUGUUGGUGGAAAUCUCGUCUCUUGGAAAAGUAAGAAGCAGAAUGUGGUUUCUCGUUCGAGUGCUGAAUCAGAAUAUCGGGCUAUGGCACAAUCGGCAUGUGAGAUAAUCUGGAUAAACCAUCUAUUGAGUGAAAUCGGACUGAAGACACCAAUGCUUGCUAAACUCUGGUGUGAUAACCAGGCUGCUAUACACAUUGCCAACAACCCAGUGUUUCAUGAGAGAACAAAACAUAUUGAGGUCGAUUGUCACUUUGUUCGAGAAAAGAUACAACAAGGAUUGAUCUCUACAGGAUAUGUGAAGACGGGAGAGCAACUUGGAGACUUGUUCACUAAAGCACUAAAUGGAAUUCGUGUUGGUUAUUUAUGUAACAAGUUGGGCAUGAUAAAUAUCUAUGCUCCAACUUGAGGGGGAGUGUGAAAGACAUUGGAAUAUGCUGU
Messenger RNA from Cuscuta epithymum, 7372 nucleotides. NCBI's taxonomy places the organism in Eukaryota, Viridiplantae, Streptophyta, Magnoliopsida, Solanales, Convolvulaceae. The record is from the annotation of a GenBank genome assembly.